AACGUGCCCGAACACCGACUCAGUUGUCAUUCUUCGUAUUUAAGCAUUACGUCUAGCUCAUCUCGGGAAACAAUUACUAGUCUGAGCUCGCACAAUUUAGUUAUACCCCUCGCAUCUGUACAUACUUUUACCCCAGACUUUCGGGUCUCAGUCACCAUGGUAGGCAUCAACGAAGUCCGCAAAUCCAACGCCGCUCUUCACACCCGCGAUGGGGAAUUCGUCGCAGUUUUCGUCGGGGGAACCAGUGGAAUCGGAGAAGCAACAGCCAAGGAGCUAGCAAAGGCCAUCAAAAAGCCGACGAUCCAUCUCGUAGGAAGGAAUCAAGCCGCCGGCUCCAAGAUAUUAGAGGAACUAAAAUCAGCCAAUCCCGAUGGGACUUUCUACUUUGUUCAAUCGGACGUGUCACUUCUCCGGAAUGUAGACGAGGCGUGCUCAGAAAUCAAGCAGAAGGAAAAGGCGAUUGAUCUGUUGUUCCUCUCGACAGGACAUCUUGCAACCUCGAAACAAAACACAACUGAAGGCCUCGAAAACAACCAUGCCCUCCGUUACUACUCCCGUAUGCGCUUCGUCCACAACCUCCUCCCGCUGCUUAGCGCAUCCAAAGGCCCAGCCCGCGUCGUGAGCGUCUUAGCCGCCGGCCAGGAAGGUAAAGUUGAAGAAGAUAACCUCGAUUUACAGAAGUCGUGGACCUUUAUGAAAGCCGGCACGUAUGCAGCAACCAUGAAUUCCCUCGCCGCAGAACACCUGGCCACGCUGUACCCGUCCAUCAGCUUCGUUCACGUAUUCCCCGGCAUUGUCCGCACACCUCUCAUGAACAAGACCAUGGGCUCAAUCGCAGGUUCAAUCGUUGGCUUCCUAUCGCGACCGAUGUCGAUUUCCUCGCAGGAGAGUGGUGAGCGGCAUUUGUUCAUCUCGACUUCCGCUGCUUAUCCGCCCGCUACGCCCAAGGAUCCGGCGAAUGCAGGCGUGCCACUUGUAGAGGGAGUGAAGACCAGUGUAGCUUCGACUGGCAAAAUUGGCGGAGGAUCGUAUAUUCUCAAAUAUGAUGGUGCCAACGCGGCAAACGAGAAGCUCAUGAGCGGAUACCGAGCGGAGGAUUUCCCGAAGAAGAUCUGGGCUCAUACCCUGGAGACGUUUAAGAAGGUGUUUGAUCCGGCGCAGUAAACAUUACAUUCAUAUCUCAAUACUUAAUUAAUUACUUAAUCCUUUGUCAGUCCGACUAUCCGGAAAUCCAUAGGAAGAAACAACCAAUUACUCUAGCGCUGUAUACAGC
Molecule: messenger RNA, 1273 nt
Organism: Aspergillus caelatus
Lineage: Eukaryota; Fungi; Ascomycota; Eurotiomycetes; Eurotiales; Aspergillaceae
Exons: 2
Coding region: 157-1164 (335 amino acids)
Biological process (GO): secondary metabolic process
Source: RefSeq, a predicted model, not a curated record